AUUUACGCUCAGAGUGUGUUCAUGUCUCGGGGUUGGAGAAUUGGAAAGCCCGCAGCGCGUUGACAGACAGGUGAACCCCCGCUUGUCUCCUGCAGUGGGUGAUAAGCCUUCAGAGAAAAGGAAGAACCUCCCGUGAGCUCCUUUAUUUUUGGCUUGUAUUGACUGUUCAUCCACGCGCUGUCCGACUAGCGUUAACGCGCAGUGGAAGAAGAAAGCAAACAAGUUGAUUAAGAAGAAGGGUGCGAUUCAGCCCGAGCAGCUCCAGAGUUUUGAUUGUAUCUUUAGCAUAACUCUUUUCUCCCUCUCCCUGUCCCUUCUGAGUGCGUAGUAGCAGAGGGAGGGACGGGAGAACCGGGCAGACGGACCGUGAAGCUGCGCGCCUCUCUGGUGGAUGAUCCACUGGAUGCGGGUCGAUGGAUUAACAGCCUUCCGCGGAGCCUGCAGCUGCUUAUUUUUUCACCGCCGAACCCCGGUCCACCUCGGGAUUAUUUCAGGUCUCACUGAUCUCCCCAACCUCCCUCUCGAGAUGACCGAGGAAUAUGUUUUGCGGUGCGUCCUGAUGCUCUGCUGUGCGCUCCUCUCGGCCAACGCGAGUAACUGGCUGUACCUGGCCAAGCUGUCGUCAGUGGGAAGCAUCAGGGAUGAGGAGACGUGUGAGAGGUUACGAGGCCUCAUCCAGAGACAGGUCCAGAUCUGUAAGCGCAGUGUGGAGGUGAUGGAUGCGGUGCGUCGUGGAGCCCAGCUGGCUAUAGACGAGUGUCAGUUCCAGUUUCGCAACCGUCGAUGGAACUGCUCCACUCUGGAGACCAUGCCUGUGUUUGGCAAAAUUGUCACCCAAGGCACCCGUGAGGCAGCCUUUGUGUAUGCCAUCUCAGCAGCCAGUGUGGCGUUUGCGGUCACAAGGGCCUGCAGCAGCGGAGAGCUGGAAAAAUGUGGCUGCGACCACAAUGUACAUGGAGUCAGUCCAGAGGGGUUCCAGUGGUCGGGCUGCAGUGAUAACAUUGCAUAUGGAGUGGCCUUUUCCCAGUCAUUUGUGGAUGUGAGGGAGAGGAGUAAAGGCCAGUCCUCCAGCCGGGCUCUCAUGAACCUGCACAACAACGAGGCUGGCAGGAAGGCCAUCCUGUCCCACAUGCGAGUGGAGUGCAAAUGUCACGGUGUGUCAGGCUCCUGUGAGGUGAAGACCUGCUGGAAAGCCAUGCCGCCCUUCCGCAAAGUGGGAAAUGUCAUCAAAGAGAAGUUUGAUGGUGCGACUGAGGUGGAGCAGCGCAAGGUGGGCACCACCAAAGUCCUGGUGCCUCGAAACUCCCAGUUCAAACCUCACACAGACGAAGAUCUGGUCUACCUGGAACCCAGUCCAGAUUUCUGUGACUAUGACCCCCGCACCCCGGGUAUGCUGGGCACGGUGGGCCGCCAGUGUAACCGAACCUCAAAGGCCAUCGACGGCUGCGAGCUGAUGUGCUGUGGCCGCGGUUUCCAAACGCAGGAGGUGGAGGUGGUGGACAGGUGCAGCUGUAAGUUCCACUGGUGUUGUUAUGUCAAAUGCAAACAGUGCCGCAAAAUGGUGGAGAUGCACACUUGCCGGUGAUGGGAGUGGGGGGCACAGAGGGCACUGCUGAUGAACAAAACAAACGCCCCAGACUCGAUUACUGAGGUCAGAGGGAGCAAGGAGGACUGUUGAACCUCCCUCAUCUCCUGCUUGAAACCACCCCACCCUCCUACUGCCGGUCAACGGAAACAGACUGUGUGGCUGAGAGGUCAAAUGUCAUCCUAUUCAUUUUAUGCCACCUUAAUGGAUAUCAAUAGAUUAUGCAUGGGAUUUCCUUUAAAGCUACAGAUGCAGUUUGUUUCUUCUCAAGUAGAGAGCAUCUUUUACUUUCUGUCUCCCUCCCUCACCCUUACAUUUGCUUUGUCAUUGAUUGCUUCUUAUUUUUGUACUGUUUAACUUAUUUGUUGAGACUGAGGAGAUUGACGGGGGUUGAACCUAGAAGGAGGGGAUAGACGAAUGGAGAUAAUAAGGGACGAA
Molecule: messenger RNA, 2023 nt
Organism: Cottoperca gobio
Lineage: Eukaryota; Metazoa; Chordata; Actinopteri; Perciformes; Bovichtidae
Gene: wnt4
Product: wingless-type MMTV integration site family, member 4
Exons: 6
Coding region: 392-1585 (397 amino acids)
Biological process (GO): cell fate commitment; multicellular organism development; canonical Wnt signaling pathway
Cellular component (GO): extracellular region
Molecular function (GO): frizzled binding; cytokine activity
Source: RefSeq, a predicted model, not a curated record